AUGGACACUGAGAUGCCUAACCUCACUCACCUAGGUUCACCGAUUCCCCAGAUGGCCCCCUCACACCUCUUUGGCUACGCUGCUCUCGUUUCCAAGUCCUGGGCAAGCACCACAAUAGCUGUGGCGCUUGUUGCAGGGUGGGUGGCCUUGUGUGCUUCGCUCCGCUUCAGACGCAUCGCCAACUUCCAGAAGAAGAUGGGCUUCACCGAUCGCGGCUCCCUUGCCAGCAUGACCAACAGCCAGGCUCAUCUCAUCAUCAAGAACCUGAUUGAAUUCGAAUUCCCCAAGAUGUACAUACUGUCUCUCCAGUUCGCCAUCUUCAAGACCUACGGUUUUGAGUCUAUAUCCAGGCUCAUUGUCGCUACCAAAAACUUGGCCGAUCCUGCCAACGCCCAAAAAAGAUACGAGGACACCACUGUUCUCUUUGGCGAAUUCUCCCUAAAUCCUCCCACCUCAGAGCGUGCCCUCAAAGCUAUCUCCCGCAUGAAUUACCUACACAGCCGCUAUAUAGCUGCCGGCCAGAUCUCCAACGCCGAUUUUCUCUAUACCUUGGCCGUCUGCGUUACCGAGCCCAUUCGCUUCAUGCGCCUUUACGAGUGGAGGGCCCUGUCUGACAUGGAGAUCUGCGCCAUUGGUACGCACUGGAAAGCCAUCGGCGACGCCAUGGAUAUCCAAUACAAAGGGUUCCUUCGCCGGCAGUCCUGGGUCGACGGUAUCGAGUUCGUCGAGGACAUAACCGCCUGGGCCGCCGAAUACGAGAUUGCCGAAAUGAAACCCGCCAGGGUCAACCUUCAGGCAAGCUCCCAGCUAACUGAGAUGCUCCUCUUCCACGUCCCCGACUUCGCCAAGUCGUUUGCUCGGGAGGUGUUGUAUGUUCUCAUGGGAGACCGCGUUCGUGCUGCUUUCUGCUUCCCCGAACCCGGCAUCGUUGCAUGCCUCACCGCCUACGCAGCCCUCGUCGUUCGCCGCUUCAUCGUCCGCCACCUGAUGCUGCCGCGCUUCAUCCCCGUCGUUUUCUUCUCGGAACCGGACCCUGACACAGGUCGCAUUCUGCACCAUGACUACCUCGUCCACCCGUACUACAACCCAGCCACUUUCUGGAACCGAUGGGGGCCCAUCGGUCUCGCGACCCGGCUUCUGGGAGGAACGGUGCCCGGCCCGGAGAAGAUGAUGCCGCAGGGCUUCUUGUUCGAGGAUAUUGGCCCCAAGGAUAAGAUGGGCAAGGGCUCCGCUGAGUUGGCCGAGGGCGUCGAGCUGCUCCAAGGUCUUCGACGUGGCGCCUGCCCUUUUUCUGCUCCUUGA
Messenger RNA from Colletotrichum higginsianum IMI 349063, 1302 nucleotides. RefSeq lists its product as uncharacterized. The transcript has 5 exons. Gene Ontology annotation, molecular function: oxidoreductase activity. Lineage: Eukaryota; Fungi; Ascomycota; Sordariomycetes; Glomerellales; Glomerellaceae. The record is from RefSeq and is a predicted model, not a curated record. Bases 1 to 1302 code for a protein of 433 amino acids.